Molecule: messenger RNA, 1194 nt
Organism: Microdochium trichocladiopsis
Lineage: Eukaryota; Fungi; Ascomycota; Sordariomycetes; Xylariales; Microdochiaceae
Exons: 3
Coding region: 269-1108 (279 amino acids)
Molecular function (GO): nucleic acid binding; zinc ion binding
Source: RefSeq, a predicted model, not a curated record
AGUCCUUGAACUUUUGCGAACCCUUCGUUUGCGACGAGCAUUUUAUACAUACAAGCACCAGAUUCACCAAACCAACCGGAACGACACCCUCGGGCUGUGCUCGAACUUGCUUGCGACCGAUCUAAUCGUUGCCAGAAACGUGCGACGAAUACGCCCACCGCACUUAACGUCCCCGCAUCGAUUGUUCAACAACAGGACUCCCAGCACCUGAACCCAUCUAUUCUUUGCCUUCGUACCUGUGCCGCGGCGGUCGCGCAGAUCCGUCACCAUGGCGACUCAAACACCCCCGAAGACCAUGUCUUCGCGACUCCUGACGAUGAAGUUUAUGCAAAGAGCUGCGACGACGCCGACAACAUCCAGCCCGAGCACACCUGCAUCAGAAGAGCAGUCUGCGAAGCGCCGGAAGGUUGCCCACAAGCCAGAAGACGACAGUAUUGAGGCCAUGGUGGAUCACAAAGCAGUACAACUUGCGUUGGCCGAGGAGGAGCGAAAGAGGCACGAGGCUGUACUGAGGAAUGCUGCUGCCGCCGGCGAUGCUCGAUGGGUAUUGAAUGCGCCUCAGCAUCAGUCGCUAGCAGUAAAACCGCUGUUGAAUGUUGUACAGGUUGGCUUUGCGCAAAUCGAUUCGCCAAAUACAAAAGCAGGAAACGACUCAGACGACUCGGCCAGCGAGUCGGAGACAGCUGUGCCUUUCCGGAGGUUCAACAUGGAGAAGAAGAAGAUCAAGAAGCCAAUCACAUCGGAUUCUGAAUCAGACUCCGACUCUGAUUCUGAAUCAGACUCCGACUCUGAUUCUGAUGAUUCCGGUGAUGAGCCGGCUGGACGCACCUCGUACGGUCAAAGUUCGCGUGAUUCAUCUGACCCAGACCGCGCCGCUGCUGCUCGUAGGGCUGUCAAGGCCAUGCAAGGCACGCGAACAGCCGAGCAAUCUCGAGCUGCGCAGCUAGCCGGGAAACGUCGCAAAAAGGAUGUGAAGCUGAACUCGAUAUCUUCAGGCGGCGGAGGUGGACUUUCCAGGUCUGGGUCCACUAAAAGACCCCAGACGUCGUCAGUCAAGUGCUACAAGUGUGGCAAACCUGGGCACAAAGCCACUGAAUGCAGCAAGUAAGCUCGACAUCAUCGUAUUGCGCUGUUUUGCACUACAACUUACAAGAGCAGCAGCAGCGGUCGUGAGUUGAGGGUGUACCAACACGU